CCUACUCUAGCUGAUGUGAUCAUGGAAAGCACCAAGGAAUGGAAUCAUGAACCUGAUCAUGGAGAGCUUGUAGCUGUUGAAGAACCUACACUUGAAGAAUGUCUGAGCCGAAAUAAAGCUUCUAUCAUCAAAGACAACUCGAUCUACAUUCAAGCUACUCUACAUUCAAGCUGAUCAUCAUCUAGGCAAGUAGCUUGUGUGUACUCUUUUUCCCUUGAUUGAUUUUGUCCCACUGGGUUUUCCAAUCAAGGUUUUUAAUGAGGCAUCAAGUUCACUUACAUAUCUCCUAGAUGAUGUAUCAUGGGUGCAUCUCGGAUGCAUAUCUAUCUUAUGUUAUAUUUAGACUAUGGUUUUUAUUUCAUGUUUUUAAAUUUCGAAACUCUUUUUAAAAUUUGAAUAAGUCUUAGUCUUGUUUUUAGAUUACCAAGGGAGCCUGUUCCCUUUAAUGAAUUCGAGAAGUGGAGCCUGUUCCAGCCUUCUCUAUAUAAGCUUGUAGCCGACUUCUUUUAUCAUUAAGCAAUCUUUUUAUCAAAAACCCUUUUCUCUCUUCUCUCUUGUCUUUGGCGAGUUGAAGUGUGUCUGGUGUGUAAUAUCCAGUCUGUUGGUGUGUAAUAUCCAACGCCCAAGGGAUUUAGAGAGGUGUGUCAUAUCCAAUCUAAGCCUAGGAGUAUCAAGAAGCCUUUCCGCAGCCUCUUGUGUCACCAUUCGAUCCACAUACCUUGAGAAACUUGAGUCUUUUGAUUCGUUUCUGCAAGGAUUAUCCCAUCUGUUCCAGAGCAUCAUCCUAGGAUUUCAUCAUGUGGUAUCAGAGCAACUCUGGAAGGGAAGUGUUCGAUUUUUCUCUCUGAUUUUCGUUUGGGUCUGUUCAUAUUCUGUCGAGUUUGAUCUGAUCUGUGUUCUUAGCGUUUAAAUCUGAUAAAUCUGUUUGUGUUUGCUAAAAACCUGUCGAUCUAUUCUUAUUCUCACUAGUUUUGAUUGAUCUAUGAUUGUGUUGUUGAGAUUUUAAUAGAUUCAAGCUUGUUGAUCUCGUUUCUGAUAAAAACUUUUCACAUUCUUGUUGCAGAAGUAAUCGAUUUGCUUGAUCUGUUUCUGUUUUGGAUUUUUGUGAUUCCGAUCUGUUCUUAUUGCUUUAAAUAUAAUCUAUCUUGUUUGGUUGAUUAGAUUUCGAAUUUAAUCUGUCUCUGUUUAAGAUUGAUCGAUCAUAUUGCGUUGGUGAAUUUUUCUGAUUAUCAAACUGUUUUAUUUGAUUUGCUUGUCGUUUUAAAAUUCAUCUGUUGUUAAUUCUGAGUGUUGUUUCUCUUAGAACUAGUUACUGGUUUCUGUUUUAUUUGUGUCUCAGGUACCAAUGGAGAAGGAGCACAAAGGAAAACAUCAGCCAAAGAAAAAUAGAGAAUGCUCAAGAUCAACCAGAGAUGAGUACAGGCAAAAAGAGUUUGAUCAGUUUGACAGAAACCGGAAGCAUGCUGUAUAUGAAUUUCAAAUCCCUCCAUUCCAUGGCAAGGCGGCUCCUGAAGCUUAUGCGAAGUGGGAAAAGAAGAUUGAGUUGAUUUUCAGUAGUCAACACUAUGCUGAAAGAAAGAAGAUUCAAAUGGCUACUGCUGAGUUUUGUGGUCAUGCUUUAAGAUGGUGGAAUCAGUUGAUAAAGUGCAGAAGACUUGAUGGAAAGGAACCAGAUGGCUUAAGCUGAGGGCUUUGAUGCGUAGAGAGUACGUUCCAAGACAGUACCACAAGGAAGUUAUUCAAAAGCAGCCUGAGACAAAGCUAUGUUCUUCAUUAUCAGUUCGGAAACAACCAGACAGCAAGAGAUCAAGUCCAUCUAGUAACCUGGUUUCAUCAAGCAAAACAUCAACCCAUUCCUUUGAAGAUAGCAUAAGGAAGGCAAUUUCACAAGCGUUUAGGGAUGUGGAGAAACAAUUUAAACAGUCCAAGACUAUAUCUCCAUCCUUAGAAGUACAGAACCAAGCGCCUUCCUCAACUGUCUCAGAACUCAAAGAUGCAGAACCAGACUCAGUUGCACAAUCAGACUUGGCUGCACCAGUUCAAGAAGAUCAAACCGAGAUUCCAACAAUCACCAUUCAGAAAGAUGAUCAACCCAUCAAGGACGACCUGAUUCUCUUCAAACAGGAUGUAAUAGAAGAGGAGGCACCCAUGGAAUCAAAAUCAGACAGUGGAGUAGAGCAUAUAUUUGUCACUGAUUCAAACGGUUUCCAAAGGACAUUCUUGGGUACUUUUCUCAUCAGUCCUUUUGUGUGGAACAAGACCAGAGCAGUAGAGCUUUCAAGACACCAACUGGGCAUGGAAAAUGUUGUAUUUGAGCCUGGAGGAGAGUUGUGGAAUCACAGGAACAAUCCCUUAGUGAUUGAGAAGAAAUCGGCAGCAACAACAAUUGUUUUUGGUGAUCUUUUACCCUCUGAAGCUAAAGGGAUGCACGUCUCAGCUCAGCAAGAGUUUCACUACGAAACCAAUUGGAGAAUGUUACCCACUCUUUCCUGGAUCCAACAAACCAGAAAACGCAGCAAAUGGCCUCCUGAUCAUCAAGAUAUUGUCAAUUCCGCAAAACAUAUCGGUUUAGCCAAAUUCUGUGAGCUGCUUAUAUCAGAUUGGGGUGGAAGGUUACAGUUCUACUUGUGGAAAACUGGAGCAUAUUCCAGCAUACUUAUCAUCCUUGGAGAGUGCUCUGCUCGUAGUAGAACCAGUUGGGGUAAUAAAGAGUUGGAAGCUGAUCAAAAUGCCUUGCUUCUUGAUCAUGUUAAGGUGUGGAAGCCACCAGAUUUGCAAAAGCUUCAAUACCAUUUCAGAGAUUGUCAAACCAAGAGUGGAGAUGGAGAUUUCACUAGAUUAAAUGGUGAAGUGAUUACUGGAAUAGGAGGAGAACUCAUGUUUUCUUCUCAAAUCAAGGAGAAACCACCAGAUGGACUCAGUCUACAUCAAUCUCCAAAUAAACCAACCCGAGGUCAAACAGUUCUGAGUACUAGAAUUUUCGAAAAGAGAGGCUAUAGUAAUGAUCAGAGUAUCAAGAAUGGAUCCUUGGCUAAAUUGGAGAUGCAACAAUCAAAUCUUGGAAGCUGUCUAGCCGCCAACUCUGACAUAGGAGCAGUCCGAGGAUCAUAUCUCAGCAACCAGAAGGAAUUAAGCAACAAACUCAACUGCAAUGGAAACUACACUCAUCAGGGUCUCACGUCGAACUGGAAUCAUGUCCAAAGCUUCUCAAAUGAAAGAGUUAUGGGUUCUACAAGACGGGUGAUUCUGUGUUUGCUUUGUUUGAAUUUUUCUGAGUAUAGAACAUCUCAAUCCUAUAUAUGGCGACCAGGUGAGCAUGCUAAGGUAACCAAUCAUGUUUUCAAGAGUUCUUUUAUUGAUUACACAGAUAUGAUGCACUUGUUUUUGUCAAAAGAGUCAUGUGCAGAUUAUAUGGAAGCUUUGAAGUAUGCAAAGACAAAGAACAAGCGUGAGGAAGACAAACGUUUCAAGCCGCCUGAUCUAAGCCUGGAGAGACAUCAGGACGUCACUUGCUUCAUCCUCAUCAAAGAAGCACCUCCAGAUGCAACAUACAAGCCAAAACCGAGAAAAGACAACUUUGGGAUAAGACUCUUACUCUAUGAUGAUUUUGCUUGUGUUAACUUGUCUUGUUUCAAUGUAUCAGGUUUAAGUAAUGCCUCAGGAGUGAGGAAAGCCAAAUGGAUCAGUCCUUUCUACCUAAUAGAACCAGUCAGCGACAAUGCCUAUCAAAGAGGCUUGCAAGGUAAGUGUAAUCUGAUUAUAAACUCUCAUGUUACUGACUUGGUCCGUUCUAUUGCAGGUAACACAGAUUUGAGGACAAAUCUUUUUGAAGUGGGAGGGGAUGAUGUGAUCAUGGAAAGCACCAAGGAAUGGAAUCAUGAACCUGAUCAUGGAGAGCUUGUAGCUGUUGAAGAACCUACACUUGAAGAAUGUCUGAGCCGAAAUAAAGCUUCUAUCAUCAAAGACAACUCGAUCUACAUUCAAGCUACUCUACAUUCAAGCUGAUCAUCAUCUAGGCAAGUAGCUUGUGUGUACUCUUUUUCCCUUGAUUGGUUUUGUCCCACUGGGUUUUCCAAUCAAGGUUUUUAAUGAGGCAUCAAGUUCACUUACAUAUCUCCUAGAUGAUGUAUCAUGGGUGCAUCUCGGAUGCAUAUCUAUCUUAUGUUAUAUUUAGACUAUGGUUUUUAUUUCAUGUUUUUAAAUUUCGAAACUCUUUUUAAAAUUUGAAUAAGUCUUAGUCUUGUUUUUAGAUUACCAAGGGAGCCUGUUCCCUUUAAUGAAUUCGAGAAGUGGAGCCUGUUCCAGCCUUCUCUAUAUAAGCUUGUAGCCGACUUCUUUUAUCAUUAAGCAAUCUUUUAUCAAAAACCCUUUUCUCUCUUCUCUCUUGUCUUUGGCGAGUUGAAGUGUGUCUGGUGUGUAAUAUCCAGUC
Molecule: messenger RNA, 4429 nt
Organism: Brassica rapa (field mustard)
Lineage: Eukaryota; Viridiplantae; Streptophyta; Magnoliopsida; Brassicales; Brassicaceae
Source: RefSeq, a predicted model, not a curated record